AUGGAAAAACCAGAAGAACACAAGUGCAAUAUUAUUCCAUGCGAAAUAUAUGACAAGGACCAUUUAGAUUUUCGGGAUGAUUUUCUUUUUUGUUCAACAUGCCCUAACAUUUCACCAUAUCAUAAGGAAGGAUAUUUGUUCAAGAAAUUUUCCAAUUCAUGGUGCGGUUUUAAAAAAAGAUGGUUUGUCUUGAGAAAUAAUAAAUUAUAUUAUUACAAGAAUGAAAAGAGUUUAAGACCAUCUGGAGUCUUGGAUCUAGAUAUCAUUAAUAUGAAUUUAUAUUACGAAAACGGGUCCAACACGAAGGCUAAAACUGAUGACUGCUUCUUAUAUUGUAUUCAGUCAAGAGAAAAUAAAAAUCAGAAAAAAAUCGAAUCAUAUCUAACAUUAAACCCUAAAAAUACCGAUAUUAAAUUUCACUUAAAGGGCGAUGAUACAGAAAUAUAUAACUGGUAUCAAUUAUUAAACAAGGCGCUAUGUCACAAGAAGGUGGUGAAUCAACCAGAAUUUAUUUUUAAAGACUGUAAUUUUUGGAAAAUACAUAGAAUAUCAGUUGACGUUUUUGAAUCUAUAGCAGAUACAGGUGAUAUAGUUUUAUUUAGAUCUGAUGUGGCAGUUGCUAAAAUACAAAGAAUUUUAACACGUGGUGAAUAUGAUCAUAUAGGCAUGAUAUUAAGAAAUGAUAGAAAUAACUUAUUCAUAUUAGAAGCCCUAUCAAAUACUGGUAUAAUCCUGACGCCCUGGAAACUAUUUAAAGAAAAUAAUUGGAAUGAAAUAUACACCAGAAUUACUUUGAGAAGAUUAACUUGGAAUAAUUCAGAAGAAAACCUACAAAAAUUAUUAGGAUUUUUAAAAGAUGCUAUAGGAAAGAAAUAUAGCUUGAAAAUAGUAGACUUUAUAGCACCUCAAUUUGAUGACAGUAGUGGGUAUUUCUGUUCGGAACUUAUAGGAGAAUGUUGGAAGGUAAUGGGUGUUAUACCUGAGGACACAUGCUGUAGUUAUAUAUUUCCAAGUAAUUUUUCUGAAAAACUAGAAGACAAAAUUAAGUUACAAUCAGGAUGUCAAUUAAAUAAUGAACUUCUCAUAGAUUUUAGUUUAUAG
Molecule: messenger RNA, 1101 nt
Organism: Plasmodium gaboni
Lineage: Eukaryota; Apicomplexa; Aconoidasida; Haemosporida; Plasmodiidae
Exons: 12
Coding region: 1-1101 (366 amino acids)
Source: RefSeq, a predicted model, not a curated record